This is a messenger RNA of Paramecium octaurelia, 797 nucleotides long. The record is from the annotation of a GenBank genome assembly. Lineage: Eukaryota; Ciliophora; Oligohymenophorea; Peniculida; Parameciidae.
AUGAUAUCAGAAUAACUCAAAUCAGGACCAUCUACUAAAUAACUCAAUAGCGAUGAUACUCUCAGAGUUGGAGAGUGCACCGUCCAUAAAAGACAAUUAGAAGCCUUCUGCACUUCUUGUCAUGUGUAUUCCCAUCAAGUUUAUCUAGUCUUAUUUGUCCUACUUGUUUGAUGUUUGGAGAUCACAAAGGACAUCUGGUUGAUUAGAUGGAUAAAGCUACCAAAGAUAUUCGAUCAUCUAUGGAUCAGGCUGCCAAAGAUGGUAAUUUCACUCUUUAGUAUAUUCAAAUAGGAAUCUUGAGAUUAGAAAAAACAGAAACUGUUCUUGUAGACAUUAGACAUACAAAACUAACAUUCGAGGAAUCAAAACAAAAGGUAUUAAAAGAAGUUGAAUAAACUUUUGCCCUCAUUUUCAAAUUGAUUAAGUAAAGAAAGGAUGAAGUUGUCAAUUUGAUUAAUCAACAUUAUGAAAUCUAAGUUAGUAACAUUGAUACCUAAGAAUAAAUUUGGAUGGACAAAUAAUCAAGAGCAUAUGAUGUUAUCAAAUUAGCCAAAUCUACUAAUGAUUAUCAAUUAUUGGAGAAGGCAACCUACAUUUUAGAAAGUAGUUCUUAUUUCAUUAUUUGAGGUUUGGAAAUUCUAAGACAAACGCCAACAUAUAAAAAUGUUUACAUUGUCAAUUCUAUUGAUACAACAUUUAAUUUAAAUAACAUCUCAUUAAAUUUAUCUGAAUUUUAGAAAGGACUGCAAAAUUGGAUCAAAUUAGGUGAUUCCGUGCUCAUUCAAUUUAAAUGUUGA